Molecule: messenger RNA, 2256 nt
Organism: Phlebotomus argentipes
Lineage: Eukaryota; Metazoa; Arthropoda; Insecta; Diptera; Psychodidae
Product: Bardet-Biedl syndrome 7 protein homolog
Exons: 7
Coding region: 1-2235 (744 amino acids)
Biological process (GO): intracellular transport; cilium assembly; intracellular protein localization
Cellular component (GO): neuron projection; BBSome; axoneme
Molecular function (GO): protein binding
Source: RefSeq, a predicted model, not a curated record
AUGGAACUGGAAUUAACCAGAGUGGAUUAUCUGGAUGCUGGAGUCAUCAUUCCCAAUUGCGUGAAGCUUCUUCCGGGAGAAGUGGCCAGAUGUCAGCAAAAGGUUAGCCUGAAUUCUCCUAGACGACACAGACAAGUCCAAAGAUAUCCUUUGCAGCUCAUCAUCGCCGAUCAGGAAGGUGUGAUUCAGCUCAUCUCGUCCAAGAAGGACGAGAUCCAGGUGCACUUCAAGACUCUGCCGGGCCCCAAAGUGGCCUCGGUGCAGCUGGGAGGCGCUGCAGGCACGCCGGCGGACAAGAUGUUCGUGGCGAUGGAGAAUAAAGUGCAUGGCUUCAGCAAGAAGGGCAAAAUGUUCCUCUCCUUCGACACGAAUCUCACGGAGAACAUCAAAUCCAUGUUCGUGAGCGGACCUGAUCUUCUUGUGUGCGGCAAUCACGUCUACAAUCACUACAAGGACUGCAAGGAUGUCGGAACUUAUCUCUGUGGCGACACUAUCGUGGACGUCGUGGCGCUUUGUCCCAACAACAGUAAUCGUAUUAUCACCAUUCUCGCCUGCUCAGGAAGAGUGCUGAGAAUCCUUGAGCAUUGCCGCGUGAGACAAACCAUCGAACUCAACAGCGUGCCAACGAUAAUGCACAUCCCGAAGGGAUUGGGAGACAAAGUGAUCUGUGGAUUUUCCGAUGGAAAGGUCAUCCUGUAUAAAAUUGGUCAUUUCUCCCUCGAAGUGACUGAAGAAGUUCUUGUGGAAGAUUCUGAACAUGCCAGCGCGAUUUCUUGCCUCAACACUUUCGAUUUGACUGGAGAUGGAAAGGAGGAGCUCAUUCUGGGCCGAAGAGAUGGAGUACUUCAGAUUUUUUCCAUGAAGUCAGACGAUAACGAGAUAGAUUUGGAAUCUCACCAGCUCUUCAUUGAGAACUACAAUGAGAGCAUCUCGAGUGUCCAAGGAGGAUAUUUCGCAGCCAAUGGAUACGCUGAGGUUGUUGUUUGCACGUACACAGGACGAAUCUUUGGCCUGACCACUCAAUGCGUGGCCAGAAGUAUCAGUGAUAAUCAAAAUGCCGGGACAAUGAACUUUCCCAACGACACAAAUCUCCGGAUUGCAAAGCUGAGAUCGGAGAUCGCUGAACUCGAGUCAAAAGUGUCCCGCGAGCGAGAAAAGUACCAGCAAUCCACGCAGGCCAUGUCUUCAGGCCUCUCGGCCAUUCCAAUGCUCAACGUCAACGACUCUAUGGUUCUGUGCCGCGAGGACGCCUCGUACGAUCUCUCAAUAGAGAUUCCUGCGUCCAUUGAAUACAUUCUGCUGCAGAGCGACGUGCCCCUCGAGUUGCUGGAUGUUGAAAAGAACACCGCAGUCGUCAGCUUCAGUGAAUGCAACCCAUUGAGUGGAAACUGCUUAUUGGCCACUUACCGAUGUCAGCUCAACACAAAUCGCGUGGAUUUGAAGAUUCGCACCAUUGAGGGUCAGCACGGCACUCUGCAGGCCUACAUAACACCUGCGCUGCAACCGAAAUGCAGUCAAUUGCGAGAGUACGCGAUUAAGCCCUUGUCGUUGCACAUCCGGACUCACAAGAUCGACGAGACGCGCCCCUACAGCAGCCUCACUCUGCGGGGCGCUUUCAGUUUGUCAGAGAUGCACAGCUGGAUCAGCCACUGCGUGCCGGAGAUUCCCGAGAAGCUCUCCUCCGGCGAUUCAUGUGAGCUCGUCUUCGAGAACGUCCUGAUAGGAUCAGUGUUGCGGUGCGAGUACAAGAAGGGCGAAGCUGAGUUCAAGAGCGACAACAUCUCCACAAUCUCCAUCAUCAAGGACGUCCUCACGCGAGAGAUCACGAAGAAGAGGAUCAAGCUUGAGAUCUCCACAGACAUGAAUCCCAACUGCAUCAGUCACAUCUUAGGACUCGUGGAGCCCAUCUUGGUGCGACACAUGAAGAUGUCUCGGGACUACAAACUCCUGCAGGCCCUCCUGGAGUUGGACAUCCGUGGUGACGAGGACUUGGCCGUUCUCUGCAAGGAGUGGCAAGAGAUCUACAAAAAUCAGAAGGAAAUCACCCUCAAUGUGGGAAAAGAUCGCGUCUUGGUGGGUCGCUUUCAUGGCUUUCUCACUGAUCUCUUCAUUGAUUGGAAUAAAUUCCGCGGCACCAAUGUCAAGUCGAAACUUCAGCAGUUUCUCCACCUUCUGGAGAACUACAAUCACGAUACUGUGUUGCUGUUCUUCGGCGUCAAGAGUGAUUCAGUGUGAAUAAAGUGUCUUCUCGAAGAC